This is a messenger RNA of Thunnus maccoyii (southern bluefin tuna), 411 nucleotides long. RefSeq lists its product as uncharacterized. The transcript is spliced from 2 exons. The record is from RefSeq and is a predicted model, not a curated record. Gene Ontology annotation, molecular function: protein binding. The coding region runs from base 20 to 304 and encodes 94 amino acids. NCBI's taxonomy places the organism in Eukaryota, Metazoa, Chordata, Actinopteri, Scombriformes, Scombridae.
CACACAGAAGCAGCGCAGAAUGGGGAAACUCUACCAGGUCGUUGUUCAUGGUUUAAGGGGGGAGAAGAUGGUGAUUGACCUGUGCAACACAGAGGAGCAGAUGCAGAGCAUGACAGUGCUGCAGCUGAAGGAAAAGAUAGCAGAGAGGCUUCCCGGGAGCACAGGAGAGAGUUUGGACACUCUGCGGCUGAUCUUCACAAACAAGAGCCUGGAGGGAGACUCCAAACUGUUGUCUGAAUAUGGGAUCCAGCACAAGUCCGUCAUCCAGAUGGUGAUAAGGGUUCCUGGAGGACUGGCAGCUUGAUGGAGGCAGAGAGACCAUCACCAUCUUCAUCUCCUAGUGUUCUUCCAACUCCUCGUCCUUCUGCUGGCUGUUGUUUUAUGUCAUAUAUUUGUUUACAGAUUUUUAAA